AUGGCCGGGAAUGAUCCGCAAAAUCCCAAGGCUCCCGUAGCUGACAAGACUAGUCGUAGUCCCACGGUAACCUCGGGCCCACCUAGUCCCGAGACAAACCGACCACCAGCACUGGAACCUCCAAGGUCAGGUGUUGAUAGAGAGGAUACAUCUACAGUUGACAUAACGCCGGUUUAUGACAAAGUUAGUGAGUACGUUAGAGAGAAAAUUACCAUUGCUGGAUUGGGCCAUGUGUUUCCAAAUCCCGAGAAAAAAAAGGGUGUGCACAGCCUGUCAACUUGUGAAAAAACGAUGAUGGUAGUAUGGGCCGUAUUUUUUACUGGAUGUGUUUUAGGCUGCCUGGUAUUAAUUGGCCUAAGCUUUAAGCGAUUUGUAGACAAACCAACAGCCUCUACUAUCACUGUUGUGUCUCAUGACAAAGCUGGGUUACCCUUCCCAGCUGUCACCAUUUGCAAUCUCAACUUGAAAAAGAAUGAUUCAGAUUUUAUUCUAAAUACCACUUAUCAAGCGAUUAUCUCUCUUUACAAUGCAGAUAAAAGCUCUCAAUUUACUAGUAAUAAAAAAAUUGACCAUUUGCUUAACACAUGUACUGCUUCUCUUUCAAAUAGCAUUCAAAAUGCUACAAUAUGGGAUAUCGUAAGUCCAGAAAUGGCAGUAAAUGAGUUUAUACAUUACUGUGGCUUUUUGCAUGGAGCUGACAGUGACGUCGUGAUGUGCAAGGAUUUAUUUGAACCAGUACUAACCUCAGCUGGAAUCUGCUUCACAUUUAAUGGAACUAAUAAGCUUGCUAAUAGCACUGGUAGAAGAUAUGGUUUAAAGCUAGUACUGAAUAUACAACAAGAGGAAAGGCCAUCGUUCAGUGGAAAGUUAGGUGUUAAGCUUGUCAUUCACGAUGGCAAAGAUAUUGCAAGGCCUAGCUUGUAUGGUAUUUCUGUACCACCUGGUUUUGCUGUUGAUGUUGGAGUACGCAAAAUGGCCACACGAGAUGAGACAAGUGAAGCUAAAUGUAUCGAUAACAUGAAUCUUCCUUUUUUUCCAAGUGACAAAUUUCAAUAUUCUCAAUUUGCCUGCAGAGAAAAUGCUGUUGCUGAAAAUAUAGCAAGAGGAAGUAAAUGUAACUGUGUCAUUCAACCUGAUAGGCCUCCUGGUCUUUACGCUUCCACUCCUAAUUGUACAUUUAGUAAAGCAUGCUGUCUAUUGCAAGAGCACUACACAUUUCACCCUGAAGAAAUUGACUGUCCUCUACCAUGCCACUUUGAAUAUUAUGAGCAUACUGCUAGCUAUUCCAGUUUCCCUCAUGGACAAUACCUGCAAGUACUAAUGGAGGAAUUAAACAUGUCUGCUGAAUAUGUCAAGAACAAUUUUUUGUCUAUUGAUGUUUUUUUUGAUGACUUUCAAGUCACUACAACAACUACUAAAUACACAUAUGGUAUAGAAACUCUGCUAGGAGAGAUUGGUGGUCUGCUAGGUUUAUUUAUUGGAGUGAAUAUCAUUAAUUUUUUUGAGUUGCUAGUGCUCUGUAUGGAUGCAACUAAGUUAUGCAAUAAAUGUUUUAAAAAAGAAAAACCAAAUAAAAGGACAAAUCCAGUAGAAUUGGAUAAUGUUUUGGUUACGAAAGGUUCGAGAAAUUCAACAAAACCAAUGAACACUGUGGUUGGUGAUACGGUAACAGUAAAUUAA
This is a messenger RNA of Amphimedon queenslandica, 1680 nucleotides long. Its product is annotated as acid-sensing ion channel 5-like. The coding region runs from base 1 to 1680 and encodes 559 amino acids. The record is from RefSeq and is a predicted model, not a curated record. The transcript has a single exon. Gene Ontology annotation, biological process: sodium ion transmembrane transport. Gene Ontology annotation, molecular function: ligand-gated sodium channel activity. Gene Ontology annotation, cellular component: plasma membrane. NCBI's taxonomy places the organism in Eukaryota, Metazoa, Porifera, Demospongiae, Haplosclerida, Niphatidae.